GGGCGGGGACUCGCCGCUGCGGAGGCCGGAGACGCGGCGGCGCCGGAGGCUGCGCGGGGCGCGGAGCGGGCGGGAGCGCGAGGCCGGCGGCGGUAGGAGAGCGGCCCGGGCGGCCUGGGAGCCGGGCCUCGCAGCACCGAGCGGCCGCCUGAGCCGCUGCAGGAGAUUCUCAGCCCGGUCUUUGAGAUGAUGGGAUUGGGAAACGGGCGUCGGAGCAUGAAGUCGCCGCCCCUCGUGCUGGCUGCCCUGGUGGCCUGUAUCAUUGUCCUGGGCUUCAACUACUGGAUUGCGAGCUCUCGGAGCGUGGAUCUCCAGACGCGCAUCGUGGAGCUGGAAGGCAGGGUCCGCAGGGCGGCAGCGGAGCGAGGGGCCGUGGAGAUGAAGAAGAACGAGUUCCAGGGGGAGCUGGAAAAGCAGCGGGAACAGCUGGACAAAAUUCAGUCCAGCCACAACUUUCAGAUGGAGAGCAUCAACAAGUUACACCAGGAUGAAAAG
Eubalaena glacialis (North Atlantic right whale) is the source of this 495-nucleotide messenger RNA. Its product is annotated as Golgi membrane protein 1-like. Lineage: Eukaryota; Metazoa; Chordata; Mammalia; Artiodactyla; Balaenidae. The transcript is spliced from 3 exons. Gene Ontology annotation, cellular component: Golgi apparatus. The record is from RefSeq and is a predicted model, not a curated record. The annotation marks the transcript as partial.